Molecule: messenger RNA, 5631 nt
Organism: Prorocentrum cordatum
Lineage: Eukaryota; Dinophyceae; Prorocentrales; Prorocentraceae
Source: the annotation of a GenBank genome assembly
AUGGGCGACGGGCGCUGGAUGUGCCUGACGCCGGAUAUGGAGAUCACGCAGCACAACUUGAAUGAGCUGCGCCACUAUGUCCUCGAUCGGAAUGCGCAGUUUCCUCGGUGGGUGCUGGCUGGUCUCUACGCCUUCGACCCUAUCGACCCUGGGGAGCUGCUUGAACUGAAGCGUCAGGCUCGGCAGCGCGCGGCGCUGCUCGGGGCUGGCGACCCUGAGGAUGAGGCGGAUCUGGCCUGGGUGAUUGCCGAGCCGCAGGACGCGAGGUUCGGCGAGGUGGUGCCCGAGGAUGUGGUGGAGAACCCGAAUCGGUGCGCCCACCUGCGCAGGAAGGGCAUUGUGAUGCUGGGCGGCCAGGAGCGGAUGAUCGAGCUGAUCAGCCGCGACGAGAGGGGCGUCUGGAUGAAGGAGCGGAAGGAGAGCUGCGUCGACAUCCGCCUGAACGGCGACCAGCGGACGAAGAUCGGCCGCAGGGACGUGGACUUCCGUGACGCCGUGGAGCAGAUGGAGCAAGUGGAGCUCGCCGACUACACCGACCUCGGGCCGCGCGCGAUGGGCGAGUUCAUUACGUCGGUGGCCGUCGGCAGUGGGAACCUCACCAGCUACCAGGCGGAGUGGGAGCGGAUGAGUGGCGUCUUCUCCGGGGGUGCUCAGUGCCACGAACACCGCUCGCUCCUGGAGAUCGCCCGCCGCGCGAUCUGUAUGGACCAGCUCAACGUGAAGAACCUCCACUGCAUGGAGGCGCUGGUCACGCGGGUCAUUCAAAUCGAGAUGGCAGUACAGCGUAACCCGCGGCAUCCAGACUUCUCUGGUCUCGAGGAUGCCGUUGGCGGGCCCACAGGUGCGACGGACUCCGCCGCCGUCCCGAGGUACACGGAGUUCGCGGUGGCCCGCCAGAAGGACCGCGCCAACAUCUUGAAGCAGAUGAGGCUGCACAAGGAGGAGCUGGAUCGGGAACGCCCUUCGGACGACGGGGGGAAGCGCAACCGGAAGGACAAGGAGAAGGACAAGGGCAAGAAGAAGAAGGGUGCAGUGCAGCGCAGCGUGCUGGAGUCAGUCCAGGAGCGGAUCGACUUCUAUGGGAACCCCUCGAGCGAAGCGGUGGAUGGCGAGAGGUCCCUUCGGGAGAUCCUCAGAUCCACUGACCAGUACGAACUGGAGCCGCAGCAUUUGGCGAGCUACGACGUCACGCGCCUCAGGGUGUGCAAGGGGGACAUCAACCCGGCUCCCGUGACGGAUUUGCUACCCGCCGAGGCUGCAUGUUUUUUGAGACACUUCCAGAGCCAGAUCGAGCUCUCAGAACCCGAGAUCGCCGAGCGUGUCCGAGAGGCUGGAGGGAUGCCCGAGCCGUACUGGGAUCCUCGGCUUCGCGGUGAUGCUGAGCUUCGACGUGACUUUUUUUGCCGACUUGCUAGGAUCGGCAUCGCGGGUUUCAGGCGGGCCAUCAAGUCCCGCUGCGACGCGUUCUUCGCGCGCAAGAAGGACGGCGACAUCAGGUUCAUUUGCGACGCGAGGGCGACGAACAUGCGCCAUCGUCUCCCUCCUCGGACGGUCUUGGGAGGUGCAGCCUGCCUCUCGGAGAUCGACCUCAGCGGCUACGCUACGGCGCUCGGGGGUUUCGGCGGCGUCUGUGAGCCACGUUUCUCGGGUGCCGACGUCAAGGAUUGUUUUUACCAGCUCGCCAACGAGGAGAUGGGCAGCUGGUUCGGGUUCGAUUCCGCGCUGACCGUCGAGGGUUGGGACCCGGGCAUCGCGCGCGCGUGGGGCGACGACGUGGGGGGCUGGACCCCCGCCCGGGCGGGCGAGCUCCUGUUCCCCUGCCUCCGUGUUUUACCGACGGGCUGGGCUUGGGCGUUGUACUUUGCUCAGGAGGCCGUCACGCAACAGGUUCGGCGCUCUACUGCAGAUGGCGAUCGGCAGCUCCUUCGAGAUAAGCGACCUGCACCUCUCCUGCGGCCCGGGAGGCCGCUGGCUGCCGUGUACGCGGACAACUUCACGGGCGUGGGGGGCUCGGCCGCCGACGCCGAGCUCGGGGUGCGGGCCUUCGAGGAGCGGGCUGCCGAAGCGGGGCUGGCUCUGCGCGCCGCGGACGCGGCGGUGGAGGAGCUGGAGAGCCUGGGCCUGGUGCUGUGCGGGGCCGACCGCCGCGUGCGCCAGAAGCCCGAGCGGGUCUGGCGCUUCUACUUCGCCACGAAGGCCUUGCUGAGGCGGGGCCGCGCGACGGGGGCCGAGCUCCGGGUCUGGGCGGGACAUGCCGCGGCCCUCUUGGGGCUGCAGCCCUGCUUGCUGUCCAUCUUGCAGGACGUCUACCACUUCAUCGGCGACGGCAGCCGGCGACGGGCGGCGCUGCCUGCGACGGUCCGCGGGGAGCUCCGGACGGCCGCCAUCGCCUGCUUUUUGACCGAGGUCGACCUGAGCGCGCCUCUCGCCGACGAGGUUCACGUUUCGGAUUCGUCGUCCUCCGGCUUCUGCCUGAUGCACGGGCGAAAGCCACUUCGUGCUGUUUGGGAUGCGUAUCGCUGGCGGGAGCGUUGGCGGUUCGCGGAGGUGGAGGCCGACGGGAAUUCGGGCGCCUACACGGCGGCGCACCUCAAACAGCUCCGAGGCGUCACCGACGGCUUCGGGGCCACGCUGGACGAGGGCGCCCACAAGCACGCUGACGCCCGCGUCCGGGCUGGUCAGCCGGCAGGGGCCUGGCGCGAGACCGAGCUGGGAAAGCUCCUGUUUCGCCGUGCUGCUGUCGGCCGCGGAGCGCCGCGGCGCUGGGCUAGCCGCCCCAGUCAGACCCAGGAGGUGGAGCUGCUGAACGUCGUGCCCGCCUUGCAAGCGGCAGCCUACAGCGUGGGCCGUCGCGUUCGGUGGCGGGUCCGACACGCCCCGGCGGACCUGAAUGUGGCCGACGAGGGGUCGAGGGGGGAUCAGGCCCGCGACCCCGAGUGGCUGCUGCAGAAGAAGAGGGCGAGGUUGCGCCUCUGGCCGCCCGAGGGUGCGAUGCCCCCUGGGCCGGCGAGUGGCGCGCUGCCUUAUUGGCGGCGCUGGUUCGGCCUGGCCGCCGUCAUCGUGCUGGGCGGGAUGUUCCCGGUGCUGACGAGGCAGCGAGCGGCCAAAGCCGCCAGCCGGCGCCGCCGAGCCCGGGACAGUGGGCGCUCGCGGGUGCAGUUCAUGAGGGGGCUGUCCGUGGCGGAGUCCACUCGGAGGCUGUACACGGCGGCGCUUGAGGACUUCGAGACGUGGUGUGUCGAGGUUGGUCGCCAGACCAACAAUGCAAAAGACGCGGACGAAAAUAUGGUGCACUGGUUUGCUCAGACGUUCUUCGACGGCAUGGGUCCUGGGACGGGCCGCAACGGCCUGUUCGGUUGGAUCUUGCUGCGCGGGGGGCCCUUUCAAGACGGACGUCAGCUGCUCCCGCGGGCCCGGAGGCAGUUGAAAGCUUGGGAGCGGACAGAUCCCGGCCUUGUCGGCCUACCCUACCCGCUCAUCCUGAUCUGGGCCAUCGCGCUGGACCUGCUGAAUCACAGCCUGGUGCGUAUGGCCGCCUGCGCGGUGCUUCAAACCGAUCUGUACUCGAGGCCCUCGGAUACCCUGGAGCUCUCAGAGGCUGACAUCCUCCGCAGCCAGCCCGCGGCGGGCCGUGCCUUUGCCGGCCGCUGGGCGGUGGUCUUCGCGCCGUCCGAGUCCGGUCGGAGAACCAAGACUGGCCAGACGGAUGACACCGUCGAUGUCGGAGUGUGCGGCCGUGAGUGGGUCCGAGACGUUGUGGCUGCGCUCAAAGACUCAGUCCAGGCUGAAGAGCGCGUGUUCGACUUCGAUCUUGCCACCUACGAGAGAGAGUUCAAGGCCUCCUUGGUGGGGCUGAGGCUCCAGGCCGUGGGUGGAUCUCCGCAUUGGUUGCGCCGCUCUGGCCCGUCCAACGAUAGGCUCGGCGAGCUGCGCAGGCGGUGCCAGAGCCGAUUCGGCGGUGUGAGGCAGGCCUUCGAGGCGCUGCUGCAGAAGAAGAGCGCGGGCGCGGUGCCGUGCCGGGACUUCCGGCUCGUCUGCGACAGGCUCGGCCUGAGCGAGGAGGCCUCGGGCCUGCUGCGGCACCUCGACCCCGAGUCCUCGGGGGAGGUCCGCCUUGCCCUCGUGGGCGAGCCGCCGCCCGCGGGCGCGGCGACCGCGGCCGCGCGGGCGGCUCGGGCGCACGGCUCUUCCACCCUCGCGGGCUCGAGGGGACCCUCGCCGCAGAACGGCCCGAAGCUGCUCGCGGAGCUGCGGCAGGCGCUGCAGGCCAAGCACCGCACCGUGGUCGGCGCGUGGCGGGCGUGCUUGAACCCGAAGAGGCAGAGGGCCAUCGGGCUGAAGGCAUUCAAGAGAGCGGUCGGCGAGGCCGGCUUCACAGGCGACGCCGCCGCCGCGUGGCGCGCCCUAGGCCUCGGCGACAAGGGCGGCCUCACGCUGAACCGGCUGGAGCCUGGCCUCGGCAGCGACCUGCGGCGGCUGCGCGUACACUUGGCCGCCCGCUUCGGCUCCCUGCAGUCCGCGUUCGAGCAGGCCGACAGGGACGGCAGCUACCAGCUCUCGCCACGGGCCUUCGCCAAGCUUUGCAGCGGCUCCCACCUGGCGGGCGACGAGUCGAAGCUGUUCGAGUUCUUGGACAUGGAGGGCUCACAGGCUGUGGCUCUCAGUAGCAUCGACCAGAAGGCGGUGCAGGCCGUGAAGGACAAACGGGCACGCCUAGAGGCCGAGCGGGCUGAGCGUUGGGGAGAGGGGCUCGACGCGCAGCUGAACAUCCACGGCGUCCACGACAAGGCCAUGGCCUUCCGCCAGUUUCUGGAGCGCCGGUUCGGGAAGGUGCUGCGGGCGUGGAUGGCGGUAGACAAAGGUGGCCGCUCCGCCCUGACGAAGCUGGAAUUCAUGAACAGCCUGCACGUCACUGGAUACAUGGGCAGCCCAGACUGUCUGUGGAGGGCCCUCGUCAAGGACAGGCCCCUCAUCUCGUUCCGCGAGUUUCACCCAGACGCCUUCCGGGCCAUGGCGAGGUUCCGAGGCGCCUGCGCGAGGCACCUGAAGAAGUUCGCCCGUGCGUUCCAGCCCCUGGGCUCCGAGGAGCCCGGCCUGCGGCUCUCGGAGGACGAGUUCCUCGCGCUCUGCCGCAGGGUCCGGUGCCCGAAGCCCUGGGGCCCGCUGUUCAAGCAGCUCUGCGUGCACGACGACAGGUGCGUCAGUUGGCAGGACGUCAGCUGGCUCGAGGAGCAGUGGCAGUGGGACGGCCCGCUGGCGAGACCGGUCCGCAGGUGCCUGCACCGGGAUAGCGUCCUGAGCACGGGCGCGGGGCAGAGGCCGAGCACGUGGCUCAGCACCGCGUCCCCGCCGCGGCAGCGCCCGGCCACGGCCGCGGGGGCGGCUGCUCCGCUGGCGAGGGCGGCGUCACGCCCCGCGUCGACCCCAGGCGGCGCCAGGCUGCAGGAGCGCCCAGAGUGGGCCGACAGCAGCGGGAAGCGCAGCGCCGCCCUGGGGACGGAUCCGCACCAGCGGGACUUCCAGAGGCGCAUCUCGAGGCAGCUCGCCACGGUGCCCACGCACCAGUACCUCGACGGCCUCGUGUCCAUGUCUGAGCUGAGGGCAGGUGUUGCGACCGCGGCAGCAGCGUAG